CCUUUAGCAUCUCAACUGUUUUUCCUGGAAAGUAGUACAAAAUUGAUUCAUAAUCAAUGAGUCCCUUUUUCCUCUGUUGAUUCAUUAGUUUAGAUAGUAAUUUGGUGUCUCUGAUUGAGAAAGACUUCACCAUGAUAAGCUUCCUAAUUCGAGUCAGAAGUUGGAGCUUUCUGCUCCUUCUCCACUUGAUCUCAACUAUAAGUUGUUCAAGAAUCUUCAUAAGCUUCUCUGACAAAGGAAAGUCAGUUCCUUCGAACUCUGAGAGAGUGGUCUGGGAUUCUUUACAAAGUGUAUUCAGUGCAAGAAACAUCUCUAUAAAUAUUCGUUUUAAAUUUGUUAGGAGAGAAAGUUUGAACAUCCUAGCGAAUGAUUUUUGUCAAAACUUAAUGAUUAACUAGGCUUCUCUAUGAGGAAACCUAAAUCUGUAAAUAAAUAUUUGUCUGUUAGGAUGAAUUUGAUCUUAUUAAUAAUUGAGGCUAAGGUUACACAAGUUUCUUUUUGGUUUUUAAUUAUUAAGCAGAAUACUUCAGGGGCUUACCUCUAUCAUGCUUUUUGCAAAACCUCUUUCUGUUGUCAAAAGAUUUAGCUUUCUGGAUGUUCUUGUUCUUUCUGGAUCGUCUCUUAGGCUUUCUCUUUCUUGAUAUCUUCUUUUUAGUAAGCUUGAUUUCUUCAAUCUCAGAAUUCUCUAUUCGUAAAGACUUCAGGAUCUCUUUAUGCUGAAUAUCUUCUACUAAUUCUUGUGUGUUUCAAGAAGAGUGACUCUUUUCAGAAGAUCCUUCAUCUCCAAAGAGUUUAUCUUGAGAACAUGAGGUGCCAAAUAGCUGAUCGAAAGGAUCUAUUCCACUUCAUUUCUUCUGAACUACCUCAUGAAGGUCGAGGUCACAGAUCGAGGGGAAGUCGUUUAGCAUUUUGAAGUCUUCUUGACCAAGUUCUGGCAUUCCACUAAGUGAACA
Molecule: messenger RNA, 953 nt
Organism: Moneuplotes crassus
Lineage: Eukaryota; Ciliophora; Spirotrichea; Euplotida; Euplotidae
Source: the annotation of a GenBank genome assembly